Molecule: messenger RNA, 1341 nt
Organism: Hordeum vulgare subsp. vulgare (domesticated barley)
Lineage: Eukaryota; Viridiplantae; Streptophyta; Magnoliopsida; Poales; Poaceae
Exons: 3
Coding region: 219-1052 (277 amino acids)
Source: RefSeq, a predicted model, not a curated record
CUAUUUAGCGCUGUCUGGUUUUGGCAAAGGCUUAGGUGGUCUUUUGACCUCUACGUGUCAGUUUUCUAUCCAACCACCGAGUAGAAUUCUUUUAGACCUUCUGGCUUUCCAGUUUCACUACACGCAGACCUCCUCAUUUAAGAGAACACACGCACACAUCUAAAAAAUUGCAUAUCCUUUCUCCUGCACCGCCGCCGCCGCUCCUCACAGUCCGUCCAAUGACGACCACUCCUGGACCACCACAUUCGGUUCCCCGCUGCUCUGAUGUAUUGAUUUCCAGUGUCGUCGGGGCCCGCGCCGACCUCCCGUUCACCGCCCGUGCCGCCAAAGUCGCCUCCAUCCCCGUGCCGCCUCCCUCCUCCGCUUUGAACCCGGUGAGCCGAGCCGCCCUGCCACGAGGAGCUCUAGAUUCUAGGCAGCCCCUUCCCCUGAUGGGUCAUUGUCCAUACGAUGGUCUGGCAGGUCCAUAUCGCGCGUCAAGUUCUGUCGCAUGGGGAAUGGCACAAGGUGCGUCGAUGGCCUGUCAGGUCCAUAUCGUGCGUCAAGUUCUGUCGCGUGGGGAAUGGCACGGGAUGCGUCGAUGGCCUUUCAGGUCCAUAUCGUGCGUCAAGUUCUGUCGCGUGGGGAAUGGCACGCGGUGCGUCGAUGGCCUGCCAGGUCCAUAUCGUGCGUCAAGUUCUGUCCCGUGGGGAAUGGCACGGGGUGCGUCGAUGGCCUGCCAGGUCCAUAUCGUGCGUCAAGUUCUGUCGCGUGGGGUAUGGCACGGGGUGUGUCGAUGGCCUGCCAGGCCCAUAUCGUGCGUCAAGUUCUGUCCCGUGGGGAAUGGCACGGGGUGCGUCGAUGGCCUGCCAGGUCCAUAUCGUGUGUCAAGUUCUGUCGCGUGGGGAAUGGCACGGGGAGCGUCGCUAGCAGUAUGUACAUCCGGUGGCCACGGGGGUAUGCUUAGGGAACUUCUUUUGCAGGACAGAAAUUUGCAGUGGAUAAAGAGGUUAGGAUUGAGGUACAUAAAAAGGACUAGUAGAUACUUCAUCAGUCAGCAUGCCGGCCUCUAGCUGAUCCACGAUGGUGCUGGGCUUACCAUUAGAAGAGGUUCUCUUGGGCUGCUCUCCUAGGCGCCAAAACUCUUGGAGUUGUCUGACCUCAUCAUCGAAACUUUGAGCACGUAUGAUUCUAAAAGCAAAACGAAGUUUUAGAAGCUAUUGGGGCAUAUUCUCUCAUAACUUUGCAACCUAUUACCGAUGCUUCUAGAAAUGGCUGUUGUAGGAAUUUCCUAUUAUGUUUUUGAAGGAUUAAAACUGUAGUUCUCUUUCACCAUGGAUAAUAUCAAGAAAAUAAACCACA